GUCUGCGGCGGCACGUCUCUGCUACAAGCCGCAUAGACACCAGUAGAGCCGUUAGACGAACGUCGUUAUUGUUUUUGUCGCCGUUUUAUUUUUGGUCUGCCGGAGUGCAGGAGCCGAGCUGGAGCUGGGUCCUCACGCCCUCCUCCCCCCCCAACCCAGCCGUCAGCGAGGCCCCUGUCUCCGGGUCAGUAGGGUGGUGGUUGUGGUGAGGGCGUGUCGGUCCGGGGCAGCCUGCGGUAACGUUAACGGUCGGUGUCUCGGAGACCAACGGCUCCCCAGCCCGUCUCAUCACAGGGCUACCAAAAUAACAAUAAUAACAUGGACGCUCUGUCAAAUGACUUCACUUCCGCCUCUCCCUUCAUCGCGCUGGAGCCAGUCAGCUUGCCUCCCCCAAAAAAUCUCCCGAGUUUGCUAAAAACACGCAGGAAACGCCACAUUAACGUCCGCUUUCAUCUCUCACAGCAGACGCCCCGCAUCAAACGCGCGUACGGCGGCUGACACGGACGUUUCCUCUCAAUAUUUUCUGUUUACUUGCGGUGGAAGGGGAGGGUUUACGUGACGUCAUUGCUGCGGGAAAAGUACGCGUGGUCGAUUUGUUUUGAUUUUGAGGUCUUGCAGAGAUUUUUAUUUUUUUUGAGAAAUAACGACAACGGGGUCCUUUUUGCUCGCGGCCACCGUGUCACUCACGGGUGUACCCCCGCCGAGACGUGACCUGACACGAACCUGCGGGUCUGAAUAAGGGGAAAAAACGCUCACGCAUCUGUGAACGCGAGAUCCAGGACCAAGACCUUCUCUCCGUAAGAGAUGUGUAACACUGUCACAACUUCCUGGCCACAUUGGCUUAAAAUUUGAGCCAACCUUGGAAAAGUCAGAAAAUGGAAAUGUGAUCAUCUACAGCUCCGUGACAACUGGACUACACAGAUCUGCUGAGGAGGAUCAUGGUCGAGUGUUCGUUAUGGACCUGAGGAAUUCCUCCGGCCUGCAGGGCUUCAGAGAUGCUCAGCGGGCUUGUGCCUCACGACAUUCCCGCUUGGCCUCAUCAGAGGAGCUCCGUUAUGCUGUGGUAGAGUGCCACUUCUCCCCAUGCACCCGUGGGUGGCUCUACGGAGGAGCAGUGGGGACCACGGUGUGUAAUAUUGUGGGGAGUGCACUGAAAGCUGUGGACGUGAGGACAGAAAAUGCCACAGAGGACGCCACACACAUGGACGCCUUCUGUAUCAAAGACAAAGGUGUGCCGUGUGGUGACCCUCCAUCCUUUCCUAAUGCCCGUCUAAAGGGGCACUCAGGGUAUGAGAUGGGAGAUGAGCUGCUUUACACAUGUGUGCCAGGUUACGUAAUGCCCAGUGGACGCAGUGCCUUUAGCCUGCUGUGCGACAGCUGUGGAGAGUGGUAUGGACUGGUAGAGAUAUGUGUCAAGGAUGAGACUGAAAGUCAUGUAGACUAUGAGGACAAGUUCACAGAUUCCUAUGGAGAGGCAGAGCGCCACAACGAAAGACCACAGGAAGCUCACGGUGAGGUGUAUGAGGAGGUGCAUGGAGCUGCAUACCCAGAGGGGAAAACCAGCCAGGAGCAGCAAGAGACGAGCUUUAGUGUUGAUAUGAAGGAGGAGCAUAAAGACCAACAUGGAGAGCAUGACGUGGAAGGAAAGGUGAUUGGUAGAGAAUCAGAAGGAGCUGUAGAAGGAGGAGAAAAAGACGAUGAACAAGCUGUGGAGGACUUUAUUGGCUAUACGAGUUGGGAGCAGGAGAGGAGGGAGGUGGUCACUACUGAGGCAGCUGCAGCCACAGAACCACCUGUCUCUCUUCUCUCCCAGAAACACCUCUUCUGGUUCCCUUCUGAGGCCUUCCAGGAGGAGGGACAACCUGUCUCCAACAAUCCAGUCACACAGACUACACAAAGGGCCUCAGGUGCCCAAUCAGAGGAGAGCAAAGAGCACGAGAGCCAAGAAAGGCCCCAGCGUCCAGUUGAUGUUGACGACCAUGAUCAUGAGCCAGACAGCUAUGAUGAUCAUGACACAGGUGACCAAGAUGAUCAUGACGACAGCCACCACGACGAUCAAGAUGACCAUGACAGUCACCAAGAGGAAGAUGAUCAUGUGAAGCAUUACCCUCCAGCUCAGCAUGAUGAUCUGGAUAAACGGGACCGCCACGAAAAUCAUGACGUUCGUGAUGACCAUUACGACAUGGGGGAACACGAAGACGACCGUGACCAUGUUCGCUAUGGAAUCCAGGAGUAUGAUGACCGAGAUGAUACUUAUGAUGAACAUGAAAGCUACGAAGAUCAUGACGAUGUGACUGACGAUGUUCGUGGUCGAGAACACCCUGACGGCUCUGAGGAACAUCCAGACCACGAUGACCACGAUGACGGUGAGGAGCAUUAUGAUCAGGAGGAGGAUGAUAACAGCCAGUACACUGAUCGCGAUGAUCACAAACAUGAUGACCAUGACAGCUAUGACGAUCAUGAUAGCCAUGAAGAUGUCGAUGACGGUCAUCGGCAUGCAAUCUUUUCUAUAAUAACAGGUGAACGUCAGAACCUCACCCACAAAGCAGGAGGAGGAAAGGUCACCACAGAUGAGACCUGGCUAGACGGCUAUCCUGUGGUUCAAGAGGAAACAGAAAAUGGUGACUCCACAACGGAAAGGGUAAGACCAUUGGAUAGAGACAGAGGAGCUGAUGUCAGGACAACAGACAGACCCAGUGAGGUGGAAAUUCGGAGAUCUGUCGCUUACACUAGCUUACCAGAGGUGCCGAAGUCUGCCACCACAGAGCCUGCCUUAGAGCAAGGGGGAGUGGAGGAGAUGUGGCCUGGCUUCCUCCCCACCGCUGCUCCUUACCCUGACCGCUCAGACCCCUCAGACUUCCCCUCAUACUCCGACACCCUGGACUUCGACACACAACAAGCAGCUCCCACCCACACCUGGCUGGCUGACCUCACUGAGCACCCCUUCCUCGAUCACCACCAUGUGCACGAAGGUGACACCCUCACCGGAGCCACGGAGGACCACAAUCUGCCCGGUGAGACCGGCGGGAGGGGCGAGAUGGGGGAGACAAUCUGUGCUGGUGAGAACUGCCCUCCCCGUCCUCCGAGCUCCUCCAGCCGAGGUCCUGUGGUGGCGGCCAUAAUUGUGGUGAUGUGUGCUGUCGCCGCGUCGGUCAUCGUAGGGGUGUGGUGUUACCGACGGCAACAGCAGAAGAGCUCAAUGUACGAGAUGAAUGGGAAGGGCCAAAUUCAGACCAGACAGGGCCAACAGAUAGAGAUGCAGCAAAAGGUGUAAGAGCGAGAGAUGAGGAAAGAGGGACACUAACAGAGGACUGAGACAUUUGGGAGGGAUGGGAAGAUUCGGAUGAAUUUGAGAGGAAAGCACAGCCCCUCAUCUUGCUAGAAAAUAUUUAAAGAUUUUGGGUAGGUAUGGAAAGAUGAGUUAAGUCACAGCCCUGUUGUGAAGAGCAAAACCUUACCUAACAGUAAGAACUGAUGCUUAACUUAGUGAAACAAGAUGGAAGCAGCUCUGCCUGUCUCUCUCAUCGUUUUUAAGGAAUUUUACUCAUCUUUGUUAUACCUAACCAUUAUUUUCAAAGCUCUGACAUGUAGCUGAACAGGUGGUGGGGCUGUGUCUGGACUAAACUCAACUCAAGGAACUGAAAAAAGGAGAUGACCAUGUAGGAAAACCACGAGAAGAUAUGUCUCCCCGUCUGAAUAUAUGAACUGAGACUUCAAUCUCCAAAGCUCUUGGACAUUGUGGUAAAGAUUCUCUGUGUUACCUUGCUGUUAUUUUUGUUUGACUUCAUUGACUUCUCGUUUAUUGUUGAUUUAGCUGUGUUGUUCUUGAUUCUCAAUCUUCUCUGUUUGGCUGAGUAUUGUGUCAAUAAAAACCAGAUUCCACUUGUUACUCCACGACAAGAGCGCUGACGUUUCGGAUAAUUACAGCAGAUUUGGGCAGGUGGUCCCAAAUGAAUGACCAGGCUUCUGUCAAACCAGCAUGAACAAAUAAGAAAGUAUGAUGAUGAUGAUGAUGAUGGUGGUUAGAUCAGAUGAGAGAGUUGAAUGAACGGUACGCAGGGAAAGGUGUGAGGAAGAAGGAUGACAGUUGAACCAUUAUAAGAUCUUCCUGCCUCUGUUGGUUUUGAGAGAUGUGUCCAGCUGGUGUGUGUGUGUGUGUGUGCGUGUGUGUGUAUCAGGUCCGUGUAAUCUGCCAGUCAGCGGUACCUUGUGUUUGCAGAUGGCGUUCAGACCUACCAGAGAUCAUACAUUGUGGCGCUGACAUGGCAACAGAGAGAGGAACUGAAAUCACAACCCAUAGUAAUAGUCUGAUUUCCUUACUUGUGCUCUGCUCUAUUUGUCAUGAUAAAUUACCGUAAGAGAAGUUAAAGAGGGUUAUUUGGACUUGGGGAGGAUUUGUUCAGUUAACAUCUGGACCAGGUAUUAUUAGUUGUUGAUUGUGAAUUCAGACAAUUAAAGAAAACUGUGAUAUAUGUAAAUUCAGCUUGGUUAGAAUAUCAAAAUUUCUGUAACUUUAUAAUUUAGUUUUUUUUGUGUCCAGCCCUAGUUCAAAAAAUGAAAGAUUUUACAGUGUAUUGUAGCUGUGUUUGAUUCUGUGAUAUUUACGCUGUUGCUGUUCCUACUGUGUCAGAUGCUUCAGAGCAGGGUCAAAUGUUAAAAUAAAAAAGCUCAUAAAAAGGCGCAAAUGUAAAUAAAUUCAAAUAGCCAUAAGAGGAUUGAAUAUUAGAUCAAAUUAGAGUGAUGUGUAAAGACUACAAUAUGAAUUGUAUGUCAAUAACUUAAAUAGAAAGUGCUUCACUUGUAAUUAAUAUCCAUCAGUUGGUGGCUUGUAGACAAGGCACUUUAUGGUGUCAUCAGUCGUGAAUGAUCAUUUAAUUUUUCCUCACAUGUUUCUGAUUUAACAUCCGGCGUUCUCAGCUGAUUUCUAAGAAGGUUUUAAUCUAGUUAUGUAAUAAGGAUUUGUUAUGUUUGAACUGGUUAUGUGAAUAGCAGAUCAUUUAUUUACUUCAAAUUGCAUAAAAAUAGUUCACCAAUCUUUUUCAUUUCCAUAUUGUGGCGUCUGAAACUGAAUUGUCCUAAUGUGGCGAGGGCAUGGGAAAUAAAGUGCCUGUUGUCUAUAUGCUUCUGUAAAUAUGAAUCUCUAACUGUAAUAACUUGCUGUACAUACUGUAGCAUUACUGGAGUGGGUAAAAUAAAUUUGACGUAUGUUUCUUCACCAAGACAGUCAAGCACAGUGGACAGCAGACAUAACUUCUUCAUGUCCUACACAGGGUCAGCUCAUCUCCAUGUUACUCAAAAUCUACUGCCUUUUACUUCACCUAUUAUUAGAUGCUGCUGUUUAAACAUCAGGUACUGUACACGUAGUAGGAUAAAUAAAGACCACAUUGCAGAUUAUCAAGCAGUGAUCUGUCUGGUGACACGCCACGAUCUGUGCCUGAAGACCGAUCGCUCUGGGACUGAGUUAUGUGCAAAAUCAUGACACAUUUGAAAGAAAGAAAGUAUUAAAAAGAAAAUGACUUUUUUUUUUUACUCAUUCACAUGAUGCUAAUAUUUCUCCACAUGUUUCUUCUUCAUCUCAAACAGCCUGAUCUGUGUGUGAUAUCAGGAUGAAAUGUGUACUG
Messenger RNA from Micropterus dolomieu (smallmouth bass), 5621 nucleotides. RefSeq names its product sushi domain containing 5 (gene susd5). Bases 956 to 3274 code for a protein of 772 amino acids. Gene Ontology annotation, molecular function: hyaluronic acid binding. The record is from RefSeq and is a predicted model, not a curated record. Lineage: Eukaryota; Metazoa; Chordata; Actinopteri; Centrarchiformes; Centrarchidae. The transcript has 6 exons. Gene Ontology annotation, biological process: Notch signaling pathway; cell adhesion.